AUUUCCAAUAUUUCAUAGCUGUGUUGCUGUAGCGUGAGACCGGAUGCAGUCGUCGCUGUGUGGGAUGACUGUGUUCCUCUGCAUGUGCGGGUGGAGUGGGCAUGAAGUAGAUAUAGAGCGAGUCUACUGUGAGUUUGUCAGUGUCUGCAUGUUCCGAGCUUUUGUGCUUUAACCAAAAGCUUUAACAAGAAAGACUUAUUUAUUCUUUACGAUUUAAGCUUGUGAACAUCUUCAGGUAUGAAUAUGCUGUGGGUGAAUGUAGAUGGAUGCGACUGAGUUGUUCAGCAGUCAGUUUACUCUUCUGUCUCUGUUUUCCUCUUUUAGAUAUGUCCCCAGUGCUGGCGGGGUUUAUCGGUGCCGGUGUGUUGGUCGUUGCAGUCAUUGCAUUAAUCUUUGUGUGGACUUGCUGUCAGAAACAUUACAACAGGACAAACUACAAGCUCCAUGGAAUCCAAUCGGAACAAAGUGAUCCUCUCACAGACCCACCGUACAGGUUUAUUCACAUGCUGAAAGGAAUGAGCAUCUACCCUGACACGCUUACCAGCAGCAAGAGGAUCAUACGAGUAGCACGCCAGGCCAGAUCCCAGACCACCGACGGGGCUCAAAGCAACAAGGGUCGCCCAGUGGUGCUGGUAGAUAUGGAUUCGGCAGCAGAAAGCGGCCUGCUGGGAGAGAAACAAAUGCAGAUGAGGCUCGAUGAAAGUGGCCAUGAGGUUCCUAAGCUGGAGAGGGAACUUCCUGUGCAUGCAGAUUACUGCUGUCUGGACAGCAGCUCUGCCAGCAGCAGUCAGACCUCCAGUACUACGGUUUCCAGCACAGCUACACCCUUCACCCCCGCAGAAGAGCCCAGCCGAGGAGAUCUCAGCAUCGCAAUCGAUUAUAACUUCCCUAAGAAGGCCUUGGUGGUCACCAUCCUGGAGGCUCGGGGGUUACCGGCCGUAGAAGGCAAUGCGGGCAGUGCCGACCCCUAUGUGAAGAUGACUAUUCUCCCCGAGAAGAAACAUCGCGUUAAGACUCGGGUCCUGAGGAAGACUCUGGAACCUGCGUUUGAUGAGACCUUCACAUUUUAUGGCGUGCCGUACAGCUCCCUGUCAGAUCUCACUCUGCACUUUCUGGUGCUGAGCUUUGACCGGUUCUCACGAGACGAUGUGAUCGGGGAGGCGAUGGUUCCGCUGGCAGGUGUGGAUCCGAGUACAGGCCGGGUCCAUAUUACGCAACAGAUCACAAAGAGAAGUAUGCAGUGUGUGAGCCGUGGAGAGCUGCUGGUCUCUCUUUCCUAUCAGCCUGUUUCUCACAGACUGAGUGUGGUGGUGUUAAAAGCAAAACACCUUCCAAAAUUGGACAUCACUGGCCUAUCUGGAAAUCCGUAUGUGAAGUUGAAUGUGUUCUACGGCCACAAGCGCAUUGCCAAGAAGAAAACGCAUGUGAAGAAAUGCACGCUCAAUCCAGUCUUUAACGAAUCCUUUAUCUAUGACGUGCCGGCCGAGUUGCUGCCAGACAUCUCUAUCGAGUUCCUGGUCAUGGACUUUGACCGCACUACUAAAAACCAGGCCUUGGGACGCCUGGUUCUCGGCGCAAACAGCCCCUGCCCCUCGGGAGCCGCCCACUGGCAGGAGGUCUGCCAAAACCCACGGCGCCAAAUCUCAAAGUGGCACACGCUCAAUGAAUAUUAGAGCUUCACCACAAUCUCUCUCCGCACACACGCUCAAACACAGGCACACAGGAAACAUUUAAUAACGAGAGAGAGAGAGUUCUGGGAAAAGAUGCCUUUUUGUUACCGUCACUACAUGGAAAGUAACUGAUUAUCAGGAGGACACAGAGAACUUUUACGUCACUGCUAAUGCGAUGAUGGGCCUCGGAAAUUAAUCUUUUUAAAGUACACAUUUACUUUCUCACUCAGUUGCCCACAUAUAAACACACAUAUACACCGCCUGAACACAAACAUACAUGA
Molecule: messenger RNA, 1951 nt
Organism: Sinocyclocheilus anshuiensis
Lineage: Eukaryota; Metazoa; Chordata; Actinopteri; Cypriniformes; Cyprinidae
Gene: syt11b
Product: synaptotagmin XIb
Exons: 3
Coding region: 267-1673 (468 amino acids)
Biological process (GO): calcium ion-regulated exocytosis of neurotransmitter; vesicle fusion
Cellular component (GO): plasma membrane; synapse; exocytic vesicle
Molecular function (GO): calcium ion binding; clathrin binding; SNARE binding
Source: RefSeq, a predicted model, not a curated record